CACCAUUAACAUCAUAAUUUCAUUCCUUGAUCCAAAUCUCAAUAUUUCAUCUCCUUUUUUUCUUCAAAAACGCCACAACUAUGGCCGGAGGAAGAUCAAAGUCAAAGGCAUCGAAGAAGAAAGGCCCUACUGAGGCCACAACCUCUGCACCUCAACCCUUUCCGUACCUGGAUGGAUCCUUCCUCGAAUUCGGGUCGGAGGAAGAACUCACACGCUUCCUCACUCACUUUGCCAAGCGCCCGAUCUCUCCACCUCGCGUGCUCCCGGAGUUGUUUCCCCAAGACAAAGGGUACCACGAUUUCGACAACCAACUCCAAGCAUCGGGUUUGUGGCCAUUCGUCUCCAAGAGCCGCUCGAGCUUCAAUCCCGCCUUCGUCCAGGCUUUCUACUCCAAUCUCCGCCGUGACGGGGACACCAUUCGCAGCAGCAUCAAUCUCUACGACAUAGAGAUUGAUUUGCCUACCUUUGCUCGGGUCGCAGGGCUGCCCAUCCGCGGUGACGACAUCGCAACUUAUGGUGGCGACGAUUGGAUCCUCAACAACGAGGCGGUCGUCAUUCGUGAGCUUGGGAUCACCAACUUGAUCCGCCACAACGGCGCACCGACGAUUCACUCGGCCCCACCGGACAAGCGCCUCCUCCUCUACAUCAUCACCCGGAUUCUCCGCCCCCGGGACAGCAGCCAUACCUCGCUCUUCAACAAGGACUUGAAGGCGAUUCACGCCAUCAUCCACGGCGCCUCCAUCAAUUGGGCGAAAUUCGUGAUGAUCCACAUGGCGGAUUGCGCCUCCAUCGCCACUGAGCGGAGCUUGCCAUACGCCUUCCUUGUCAUGGACCUCAUCAUCUCCGCCGACAUCUCCAUCGCCGGCCCGGAUACGAAGAUGACAAAGAUUUGGAUAAUUCAAGACAGCACCUUCCCGAAGAAGUCCGGAGACCGGGACGGCGCAGGCCCAAGUCGUGCACCAGCCCCCGCUCCCGCCAAGGCCUCUUUGCAAUCCAUAGCCGAUACUCUGAAUCGCCUAACCCUCACAGUGCAUGGCAUGGGGCAGUCAAUCGAGCGGAUGGACUGGACGCUGCAACGCCAACACCACGACAUGAAGGCGUUCUUUUGCGGCAUCAAAUACGUCCCGCCGCCCUUUGACAGCACCUUCCUCGGCCAAAACUAUGAAGGCGAGGACGAGGAGGAUAACUCCUAUGCUCCUUCCUCCUCCUUCGACGAGGCCGACUUUGAAGAUGCGGUCGACGGCGAUCCCAUGGACGUCGAGGACGCCGAUGCUUAGACUUUUCUUUUCUCUUCUUACUAUGAUUGUAUUUUUUAUUUCCAUUCCGUUGUAUUCCGCAUUUCCCUUUUUCAUGAAUAAAAGUUUACUUUUACAGUUCUAAAGGUUACUUUUAAUUCUUUUUGUUAAUGUCAAAAGGGGGAAGAUAUUAAGGUUAUGCAUAAAUUGAGGGGGAAUUU
Molecule: messenger RNA, 1456 nt
Organism: Cuscuta campestris
Lineage: Eukaryota; Viridiplantae; Streptophyta; Magnoliopsida; Solanales; Convolvulaceae
Source: the annotation of a GenBank genome assembly